AUGGCGUCACUGACAGUCGGUCUCUUCCUGGCUGCUGUGGCGGUUAUGGUGUCUGGGGAAGGCGUCCUAGCUCGCCAACCUUUCUUCCGUACUGCGAACCACGGACCCUACAGCUUACACAAACCCUUCUACCAACCAAGUGCACAUCACUACAACCAGAAAAGUAAAAAGCUACAGGACCACAACAUCGGUACUGGAUAUAAAAAUGAACAUUACCCACCGCACGGUCAGCAAAAAGGUCACUAUCUACCUCCCAAUCCGCCACAUGGCCACUUCCCACCGCACGUCAAGAAAGAAGGCCAUUACCCACCGUACGGCAAGAAACAAGGCCACUAUCCUCCGUAUGGCAAGAAAGUAGGCCACUACCCACCGUACGGCAAGAAAGAAGGCCAUUUCCCACCGCACGGGAAGAAAGUAGGCCACUACCCUCCAAAGAAGGCCACUACCCACCGUAUGGAAGAAGAAGGCCACUACCCACCGCACGGGAAGAAAGAAGGCCACUUCCCACCGCAUGGGAAGAAAGAAGGCCACUACCCACCGCACGGGAAGAAAGAAGGCCACUACCCACCGCACGGGAAGAAAGAAGGCCACUACCCACCGUACGGGAAGCAAGAAGGCCACUACCCACCGUACGGGAAGAAAGAAGGCCACUACCCACCGCACGGGAAGAAAGAAGGCCACUACCCACCGUACGGGAAGCAAGAAGGCCACUACCCACCGUACGGGAAGAAAGAAGGCCACUACCCACCGCACGGGAAGAAAGAAGGCCACUACCCACCGUACGGGAAGCAAGAAGGCCACUACCGACCGUACGGGAAGCAAGAAGGCCACUACCCACCGCACGGGAAGCAAGAAGGCCACUACCCACCGUACGGGAAGAAAGAAGGCCACUACCCACCGUAUGGAAAGAAAGAAGGCCACUACCCACCGCACGGGAAGAAAGAAGGCCACUACCCUACGCACGGGAAGAAAGAAGGCCACUACCCACCGUAUGGAAAGAAAGAAGGCCACUACCCACCGUACGGGAAGAAAGAAGGCCACUACGCGCACGGGGCUCAACAAGCCAACCAGUUGACCUACGGACACGAGCAAAACAAAACACAACAUCACAUCAAGAACCCGACCAAAGACAAGAAACAAGCACAGAAACCUUCCUACCUGAAACCUGGGCACCAGCAACCUUACUACCCUCCACAAGGUCAUGUACAUCCCAAUUACCUUCCCAAGGGACAGCCCCACUACACUCCACAAGGACACGUGCAUCCCAAUUACCUUCCCAAGGGACAGCCCCACUACCCUCCACAAGGACACGUGCAACCGAAUUAUCUUCCCAAGGAACAACCACACUACCCUCCACAAGGACACGUGCAUCCCAAUUACCUUCCCAAGGGACAGCCCCACUACCCUCCACAAGGACACGUGCAACCUAAUUAUCCUCCCAAGGAACAACCACACUACCCUCCACAAGGACACGUGCAACCUAAUUAUCUUCCCAAGGAACAACCACACUACCCUCCACAAGGACACGUGCAACCUAAUUAUCUUCCCAAGGAACAACCACACUACCCUCCACAAGGACACGUGCAACCUAAUUAUCUUCCCAAGGAACAACCACACUACCCUCAUGAAGGACAUAAGCAGACCCACUUCUCAUCAAAAGAGCACGACAAAACGCAUGAGCCGCAAAAAGACAAAAAGAAGCACAUCGAACCCCAACAGAAGGCUUCAACACCAAAGACACCUGUUCCUGGUGCCUUUUAA
This is a messenger RNA of Haliotis rubra (blacklip abalone), 1761 nucleotides long. RefSeq names its product adhesive plaque matrix protein-like. The transcript has 2 exons. Lineage: Eukaryota; Metazoa; Mollusca; Gastropoda; Lepetellida; Haliotidae. Bases 1 to 1761 code for a protein of 586 amino acids. The record is from RefSeq and is a predicted model, not a curated record.